Messenger RNA from Spodoptera exigua (beet armyworm), 366 nucleotides. The record is from the annotation of a GenBank genome assembly. NCBI's taxonomy places the organism in Eukaryota, Metazoa, Arthropoda, Insecta, Lepidoptera, Noctuidae.
AUGGGCACACGGAUUACUCGAUGGUUAGCAAUCGGCGCCGCCAAUCGAUACCCGCAACAUCAGAGGAGUUACGAGUGCGUUGCCGGCGUUUUGGGGAUUAUGGUUUUGGAGACAGAAAUAGAGGGGAAGAGUCAUCCGGUCACUUACAUGGCGAAUCACAAUAAUAAGCUGAGGCGCCAACGGCGGGAGACAUUAAGCUCAAAAAAAUCCAAACUUCGGAAUGAUUUUCCAGCGGCGGUAUUCCUGAACCGAUACGACCUUCAAAGCUUCAAGAAACGAGCGUACUCAUUCUUAAAAGGCCGGCAAUGUGACUCCUCUGGUGCUGCAGAUGUCCAUGGGCGGUACCGAUCGCUUACCAUCAGGUGA